UACAAAUUGCAGAGGUUUUCAUGCAAAUGACAGGAACUGGGAAAUAAGUAGUGAAACCUUGAGCAUGACUUCCGAUAAUCCUGUAUGCUUUUCUGAGUAUAUUGAUGUGAAUGGAGUGAAUACACAUGUGUUGAAAUAUGACUAUGACAGAAAAGAAAACUUACAUCAGAAAGAUACUAAUGAACAUUCCAAGCGUUGUGAUGUGUUAGUGCUACUAAUACCAGGUAAUCCUGGAAUUGUUGGGUUUUAUGAGGAUUUUAUGUUAACACUAUAUGAUGCAAGCAGUAGAAGGGUACCUGUAUGGGGAAUAUCACAUGCUGGCCAUGAACUGACCCCAGGCAUGAACAAAAGAUGUUGCACUUGGAAACAUAAUGAGAAAUUGAAUUUACGUGGACAAGUAAAACAUAAAGUAGAUUUCAUUAAGAACCACAUAUCACCAGACACCAAGGUUAUUCUUAUAGGACACUCCAUAGGUUGUUACAUCAUUUUAGAAAUCCUGAAAGAACUACCUAGACUAAAUGUAUUGAAAUGUGUACUCUUAUUUCCUACUAUUGAAGGGAUGUGGGAGUCACCUAAAGGUACUUGGAUGGCUCCUUUUUUGGUGUAUUUAAGAUGGGUAGCUAUACUACCAGUAUAUUUAGCAUCGUAUUUGUCUCCAUGGGUUCAAUGGAAUCUUAUACAGUGGUACUUCAAAGGACGUAAGGUGAGAUACAACCUGCAACAAAUCACUGCCAGUCGCAACAUAUUUAUAUUGUGA
Messenger RNA from Saccoglossus kowalevskii, 757 nucleotides. Its product is annotated as lipid droplet-associated hydrolase-like. The record is from RefSeq and is a predicted model, not a curated record. Gene Ontology annotation, molecular function: lipase activity. Gene Ontology annotation, cellular component: lipid droplet. Lineage: Eukaryota; Metazoa; Hemichordata; Enteropneusta; Harrimaniidae. Gene Ontology annotation, biological process: lipid storage.